UUUCGAUAUUUGUGUGACGUGUGCGGCUUGGCCCGAAAAAAUGAAGCUUUUGGGCCUUUUAACAUUAAUUGCGUGCGUUUACGCCAAAGCAAAUGCGCAAGGAAACACUCUGGUCCUCCUGGACAAUCAGGUUAUUCGGGAAACCCACUCGAUCUUUUUCAGAUCGCUCCAAGAAAGAGGCUACACGCUUACGUUUAAAAUCGCCGAUGAUUCGUCUUUGGUACUCAGCAAAUACGGCGAAUAUUUGUAUCAAAAUUUGAUUAUUUUUGCACCGUCCGUCGAAGAAUUCGGGGGCAACUUGAGUGUCGACACCAUCACGCAGUUCAUUGACGACGGUGGUAAUGUUCUGCUGGCCGGAAGCAGCGUAACCGGCGACGUUUUGCGUGAAUUGGCGUCCGAAUGUGGAUUUGAAGUAGAUGAAGAAGGAGCUUUUGUUAUUGAUCACUUGAUAUACGAUGUUUCUGAUGAUGGACAACACACCAAAUUGGCUUUGAGUGCUGAAAAUUUAAUUGAUGCACCCGUUAUUGUUGGCGCCAAGAAAACCAUCAAACCUUUAUUGUAUCAAGGUACUGGCAUUUUGACUGAUCCUGAGAAUCCUCUUGUUUUGCCCUUAUUGUCUGCUGACAGUACUUCUUACAGUUACAACCCAGAUCAACCCAUAAAAGAGUAUCCUCAUGCUAUUGGAAAAGAUACCGUUUUAAUAGCUGGUUUACAAGCAAGGAAUAAUGCAAGGGUUGUAUUUAGUGGUUCCUUAGCCUUUUUCUCUGAUGAAUACUUUACUUCUUCUGUUCAAAGAGCUCAUGGUAACUUGAAAUCUGCAAAAUCAGGAAAUGAAGAGGUAGCAACAUCAAUCAGUCAAUGGGUAUUCAAAGAACAUGGCCAGUUAAGGGUGAAAUCCGUAAAUCAUCACAAAGAAGGCGAGAAAUUCCCACCUCAAGAUUACACAAUCAUGGAAAACGUGAUAUACACUAUUGAAGUAGAUAUUUUAGAAAAGGGUGAAUGGAAACCUUUCACUGUUGAUGAUAUUCAAUUAGAGUUUGUCAGGAUCGAUCCCUUCGUUCGUACCACAUUACAACGUUUGCCGAACGGAAAAUAUCAAGCCAACUUUAAAAUACCUGACGUUUAUGGCGUUUACCAGUUCAAGGUGGAUUAUGACAGGGUAGGAUACACAAGACUAUUCAGCACUACUCAAGUAUCAGUUAGACCUUUACAACAUACUCAGUAUGAGAGAUUUAUCUCGUGCGCCUAUCCCUAUUAUGCUGGAGCUUUCAGCAUGAUGUUUGGUGUGUUCAUUUUCUCAUUUGUCUUUUUGCACAUGAAGGAGGAUGAAAAGAAAUCCAAGAGUGAAUAGUUUUGUAUUAAUUUAAUUUGUCUAAGUGUAAUAAAAACAUUACAAUAUAA
Aethina tumida (small hive beetle) is the source of this 1401-nucleotide messenger RNA. It is a transcript of the gene Ost48, whose product is annotated as dolichyl-diphosphooligosaccharide--protein glycosyltransferase 48 kDa subunit. Bases 41 to 1351 code for a protein of 436 amino acids. Lineage: Eukaryota; Metazoa; Arthropoda; Insecta; Coleoptera; Nitidulidae. The record is from RefSeq and is a predicted model, not a curated record. The transcript has 4 exons. Gene Ontology annotation, cellular component: oligosaccharyltransferase complex; endoplasmic reticulum membrane.